AGGAGCUCGGAAGUAAACACACGAGAUGUUUUGGACCAUUUUUCUGCUGUGUCAAGCUGCCCUGCUGUAUUUCAUUCUCACACACAGGACCAGAUCCAAGAGUGAGCCACCUUUAGACAAAGGUGUAAUCCCAUGGUUAGGCCACGCACUUGAAUUUGGUAAAGAUGCCUCAAAGUUCUUGAACCGAAUGAAGCUGAAACAUGGCGACAUUUUCACAGUGCGUGUCGCUGGACGUUACGUGACAGUCCUGCUGGAUCCACAUUCAUAUGACUCAAUAAUCAAUGACUCCGAAUCCCUGGACUUCACACGCUACGCACAAGUGCUCAUGGAGAGGAUUUUCAACUUGCGACUCCCAUAUCACCAGCCAGCCAAAGAAAAAGCAAUGAUGAAACAGCACUUCUUGGGAGGGAACUUUACUGCCCUCAACAGCACCAUGAGCAGGCAUCUGCAGGCCUUGCUGAAAGCUGAGAUGCCAGGGAACCAGAAAGACUGGAAAGAGGAGGGGCUGUUCAACUUCUCUUACGGCACACUCUUUAAGGCGGGGUACCUGACACUUUUUGGAGGGGAACAGAACAACAACAGUACAGACCCCUUAAAAGUCUACAAGGAGUACCGGAUGUUUGAUGAUCUCUUAACCAAAAUGGCGAGGGGCACAUUGAAGCCAGAGGAGAAGAGGACAGCACAGACUGUUCGGCAGAGGCUGUGGGAGCUUUUGGCUCAAGCAGGUCUGGCUGAGGACUCAGGGUCGAAUCCUUGGCUUCAUGCCUAUAGGCGGCUCCUGCAGGAGGAGGGGGCUGAUGAGGAGAUGCAGAGGAGGGCUAUACUGAUGCAACUCUGGGCCACACAGGGUAAUGUGGGUCCUGCUGCAUUUUGGCUGUUGGGUUUCUUGUUGACCAAUCCUGAGGCUCUGACAGCAGUUAGGAGGGAGUUUAACACGAUUUCACAUACGGAAACAUCAGAGGCUCGUCUGCUGGAUGGACCCGUGAACACUCCUGUGUUUGAUAGUGCCUUGGAAGAGACACUCAGACUCACUGCUGCCUCCUUCAUCACCAGAGAGGUAGUGCAGGAAAAAACUCUCCACAUGGCUGAUGGCCAAGAGUACCUGCUGAGGAGAGGGGACAGGGUGUGUUUGUUCCCCUUCAACAGCCCUCAAAUGGACCAUGAGAUUUACCACGAGCCACAGAAAUACAGGUACAAUCGCUUCCUGAAUGAAGAUGGAUCAGUGAAGAGAGAUUUUUAUAAAGGAGGGAAGCGGCUGAAAUAUUACACCAUGCCAUGGGGCGCAGGGGCCAAUGGCUGUGUGGGAAAACAGUUUGCCAUCAAUACCAUCAGACAGUUUGUCUACAUGGUGUUGACUAACUUUGAUUUGGAGCUGUGUGACCCUAAUGCUCAGAUGCCAGACGUAAAUCCUGGUCGUUAUGGAUUUGGGAUGCUGCAACCAGAGGGAGACUUGCUUGUCCGAUAUAAAACGAGGAAUACACACUAGGACUUUGAGAUAACAUCAAAACACAUUUUUAUGUACAUUUCAGCACAUGCACAUUGUUUAUAAGCUGUCUAUAUGCCCUUUUUACUUUUGUAUUCUAUAUUUAUAUCAUGCAUUAUGUAAUUAUUUUGUUAUUUAACAAUAAAUGUAAAUAAUAUAUUA
Molecule: messenger RNA, 1645 nt
Organism: Scomber japonicus (chub mackerel)
Lineage: Eukaryota; Metazoa; Chordata; Actinopteri; Scombriformes; Scombridae
Product: prostacyclin synthase-like
Exons: 10
Coding region: 26-1486 (486 amino acids)
Biological process (GO): prostaglandin biosynthetic process
Molecular function (GO): heme binding; monooxygenase activity; oxidoreductase activity, acting on paired donors, with incorporation or reduction of molecular oxygen
Source: RefSeq, a predicted model, not a curated record